This is a messenger RNA of Cercocebus atys (sooty mangabey), 4630 nucleotides long. RefSeq names its product apolipoprotein L domain containing 1 (gene APOLD1). The record is from RefSeq and is a predicted model, not a curated record. Gene Ontology annotation, molecular function: lipid binding. The transcript has 2 exons. Gene Ontology annotation, biological process: lipoprotein metabolic process; lipid transport. Gene Ontology annotation, cellular component: extracellular region; membrane. The coding region runs from base 1795 to 2541 and encodes 248 amino acids. Lineage: Eukaryota; Metazoa; Chordata; Mammalia; Primates; Cercopithecidae.
GGGCCACCAUGAAUGGCCAAAGUACCAGGUUUUUAUGGGCAGUAAAACUUUAGCCCAAACUGUCAAUGAACUCAAUUUUUUUUGCCUCCAUAAAGAGGCAAAUACAAAGAAAAUGGGGUUUCAACACAGAGAAAAACAAAUUCCAAGAGAUGGGCUGGGGUCAGUAUACAUGCUGUCUAUUCUCCUCUACCUUCUGGUUCUUCAUCCUACCUCUGUACUAUGAUGUUGAUGCUCUGAAGAAGACCCUGUAUCCCAGCAAUAUUCCUCAUCUAUAAAAUAUUUAAUUGUGUUCCUCUAAACCCAAAACACACAAGAUGAUGUCCAGGGAAGUUAGAGGAACAUAUGUCAGCUGAAGAAUUAGGGGUACGUUCCCUCCUGUCUACCUCCCCAAUUCACCCUGGCCCGCAUCCGGUUUGGAGUGUCCAUGUCGAUGGAGACAGAGGAGGAUGUUCUUCCACUUCUAACCUCCAAAGGACACCCUGGAGGCAUCUAGAUUGAGGUUACAGUUAUCCUUUGAGGAGCUGUAAGAAGAGUAUUUGGAAGUAGAUCAAAUCUAGAAUAAUCAAGUGUGAAAGGACUAUGGUUGUGAGUAGUAGCAAAUAGUACUGUUGCUACUGCUGCUACUGUUGCUAUACUGUGUUGAUAAAUACAAAGUAUAGUCAUAAAGGUGGAUCAUGAAUCAUGAUCCAGAAUGAUAUGGCUGUUAAGGCUUUCCAGGUCAGCCAGACAGUUGAGAUAAUCCUUAUUCAAGUGAGAAACGAAUUUGGCCCUCCUUUUCUGGAGGAGAGGGUUAGAAGGACGAUGGAUGGAUUUGGGGCCAUAUAGUAGGACUGAAUUCCUAGGCUGAGCUCCAACGACCUCUGAAUGCCCCAGAGAUAUCUGUGUUCCAUCUGAUCUGGUCUGCAGCAAGUCCACAGAAGCUACACUCACUUUUUCCUGCUGAAUUGUCAAAAUAAUUGCCCUUCAGCCCAUGCCUCGCUACCCUGUAGACAGAAUCCACUCAUUUCCCUGUCACAUGGGCUACAAUUGCUACUUCAAAUGAAAACCUGGGAAGCCAAUUCCCUGCUGCGGUUGAAAGCAUAUAAUUAGCUCCUCGUGCAACCUGACCCCACUGAUUUUUCUGAUGCAUGUGGCCUAGAGUGUGCCCUUUCUGAGACCUCCAAUGUCUUCUCCACAGCUGGGGAUGCCCAAAACUGCAUGCAGCACUUCCUGCGGGUGUGGCCUUGCAUUCUUAGGGCUGCAGGGUACCCGCCGCAUGCCAAAUGGAUCACAGGCUCCAGCCACUCACAGAUUCACAAUGCUUUUAAAAAUACAGCAGUGGAGUAUGAGUGGCUAUAUCAGAUAUGAGGGUUUUCCACCCCCUCCCUUUUCUUUUAAAAUAUGAUUUUGUAAUGGUGGCCUCAAGAAACACUAUAAUUGGUCAGCCGGGGGUGCGUUUGAAGGCCUUCCCUAUGGCGUCAUUAGCUAUUCUCAGGAAAGGCAGGGUAUCCCCCUGGGAGAAUGACAACACACUUGUUUCAAGUUAGGGAAGAGCCUGUGGUUCUCUUCCUGCGUUCAGGGGAAAGCGAACACACAAUGUUCGUUUCCUAAAUACGGGAUGUGCUGUGCUGGCAGGCCAUUUUCCACCAUGUCACGUCCUUCUGGAUGAAGGCAGCAGGGGUCAGGACAGGAAAUGGCAAAUUCUCAGAAUGAGACAAGGCUUUCCCAGGGCAGCCAUUGGUUCUCUGGGACUAUAAAGCACACUCAUCCAGAAACAGCCUCAGAUUUUACUUUCCUGGAGGCAGACAGAAGUGAAUGGGAAUGGAGAGGCCGGCAGCCCGGGAGCCACAUGGGCCGGACGCACUGAGGCGCUUCCAGGGGCUGCUGCUGGACCGCCGAGGCCGGCUGCACGGCCAGGUGCUGCGCCUGCGCGAGGUGGCCCGGCGCCUGGAGCGCCUGCGCAGGCGCUCCCUGGUGGCCAAUGUGGCUGGCAGCUCGCUGAGCGCAACAGGCGCCCUCGCAGCCAUCGUGGGGCUCUCGCUCAGCCCGGUCACCCUGGGGACCUCGCUGCUGGCGUCGGCCGUGGGGCUGGGGGUGGCCACAGCCGGAGGGGCUGUCACCAUCACGUCCGACCUCUCGCUGAUCUUCUGCAACUCCCGGGAGCUGCGGAGGGUGCAGGAGAUCGCGGCCACCUGCCAGGACCAGAUGCGGGAGAUCCUGAGCUGCCUGGAGUUCUUCUGCCGCUGGCAAGGCUGCGGGGACCGCCAGCUGCUGCAGUGCGGCAGGAACGCCUCCAUCGCCCUGUACAAUUCUGUCUACUUCAUCGUCUUCUUCGGCUCACGUGGCUUCCUCAUCCCCAGGCGGGCGGAGGGGGACACCAAGGUUAGCCAGGCCGUGCUGAAGGCCAAAGUUCAGAAACUGGCCGAGAGCCUGGAGUCCUGCACGGGGGCUCUGGACGAACUCAGCGAACAGCUGGAGUCUCGGGUCCAGCUCUGCACCAAGUACAGCCGUGGCCACGACCUCAAGAUCUCUGCUGACCAGCGUGCAGGGCUGUUUUUCUGAGAACAUCCUUUCCCCCUAAUGACCGAGGCCAGCAAAUCAUCCCCAUGGGAUGCUCCAGAUUUUGUAGCUCCCUUAGGAAAACACCACGCUGGGUUAGGAGCCGAAGGCAAAGGAUGAGAAAAACUGGUUUUGAAGUGGGUGGGUCCCCAGAGCCCUUCUUUUCCCAUCACUGUGACAUCUGCCUGGGCUUGAGUGCUACGGACUUUUCAGUUGUGUGAUCCUAGUGGAAGAAUGUGACCCCAAAACUCUUUUUCCUUUAUCAAAACCUUUCUGUCUAAACACAGCUGGGCAGGCACUACUGUUUGAAAGUUACUUCGGGGUCCCUGACCCUGCCCUGGUGGCCUGACCUGAGACUGGAGAGAGUGCCGCCCUCUGGGUCCUCUCCAAGUCCUACUAGUCUUUGAAGUCCUCAAAAUGCCCAUGAAAGAAGGCAUUUGCCUCUCUUCCAGAAUGUCUGAUACAAAGAACUGCAGAAUCCAGAGCAAAUCAGCCCUUCUCUAAACGUUGUAGGACGGUUCAGAACUCAGAGAGGGCCCUGGUGUUGACAAGUCCUCCUCUUCCCUUUCCCUUCAGCUUACCCACUCCCAGAUACAGCCUGAGUAUGCAGUAGGCCUUUCCUGAGUGGCUCCCAAUCCAGUCCUCCAAGUACUCAGAGGGGAAGCCGGUUAAACCAUCAUCUAAGUCCUGCUCCCUCACAUGAAGAAGCUGAGGGCCCGAUAGAUGGAGCGACUGCCAACUUCAUUUCCCGACAUCAUUGUGUUCAGAAGAGAGUGAUGGGUUGAGUUAGACAAUCCUGGGCUUGAGACAGGCUUUGUCACUACUGUGUGAGUGUAGCCACCUAAUCUGUCUUUGACUGUGUAAAACAAAGAUGAUAAAACCUCAUCCGGUUGUGAGAUAUUAAAUGAGCCAAAGUGCCUAGCAUAGUGCUGGCUCAUAUAGUGUAGUACCUGGAAUGGCAGAUUAACACCACCCGGGAACUUGUUAGAAAGGCAAAUUCUUGGACACAAUCCCCCUGACUUAUGGAAUCAGAAACUCUGGAUGUGGAGCCCGGCAACCUGAGUUUAAACAAUUUCUCUCCGUGGUUCUGCGGCACACUAAGGUUUGAAAACCACUGCAACAAAUGCUAACUUCUAAUCCCCUUGAUGAGCUUUCACGAAGUUUCGCAGCUUCUCUAGGGACUCCACGGUCUUCAGAGUCAUUCACAGAUGACCAAGGACAUACUGUGUCCCAGAAGCCAAAAUGAGAGAGAGAGAGCGCGCGAGCACCCGUACGUGCAUCCUGAGGCAGUGUCUCACUGUACGAACUAAGGGAUGUAACACUGUCAGUCCAUUAGAGGGCAGUGUUUCCCAUCUAUUGUAGAAACUGGUACAGAAAGGAACGUGAAAUUCCCGAAACUGACCUUCCUCUAUUAUUACCUUCUCUGAAAAGCGCCAGUCCAUGUAUUUUUUAUUUAUUUUAAGUUUGUAAUUUAAUUAUUGUUUAUUGUUUGCAUUUAAUUUUAUUUAACCACCACAUUUAGAAAAUAAUAAGAGCAAGUUUCUAAAUGGGAGACUGCUGAGGCUCUUUGCAAGAGAUGAGAUUAAGUUUGAGUUUCUAAGGCAGGGCAUGGGCUGGAAAUAGCAUUGCUUUCCUUGAAUGUCUCUCUCCUUCAGGGAGACUUUUAUUCUCUAGUGUUUUAAGUGAUCCUUUUAAGUAAGUGCGGAGAGUCUUAAAGAGCAAGACCAGGAGCUGAGUUUAAGCUUGUAAUGGAGGCUUGCAUUGUGGGAUAUAUAACUGAGGCAGCAUAUUUAUCCUGAAGGUAUUUUACCAGAAGAUAACACUUGACCUGGAAAAGGAACCUAUUUAGUUCAGGAAAGAUAAAAAGUUUAGAGGUAUGUGAAGGAAGCACUUAGACCUUGCAAGCCUGGUGUCCUAUCAAGUUAUGUCUUAUGGGUGACAGACAAAAUAUUCCGUCUUAUGCUGGUGAUGUGUUGCAUUUUCACUUCGGGGUCUGUAAGAAACUGUCAGCGAAAAUGUAUACAAUUCCUUCAGUUUCCAUUCUUAACAACCGUAAUGUUGAAAAGUAAGUUGAAAAGUCUUUGGGACCAUA